Molecule: messenger RNA, 507 nt
Organism: Miscanthus lutarioriparius
Lineage: Eukaryota; Viridiplantae; Streptophyta; Magnoliopsida; Poales; Poaceae
Source: the annotation of a GenBank genome assembly
AUGGCGUCCGAGGGCGACAACAAGAAGAUGAUCACCCUGAGGAGCUCCGACAACGAGGAGUUCGAGGUGGAGGAGGCGGUGGCGAUGGAGUCGCAGACCAUCCGCCACAUGAUCGAGGACGACUGCGCCGACAACGGCAUCCCCCUCCCCAACGUCAACUCGAAGAUCCUCUCCAAGGUCAUCGAGUACUGCAACAAGCACGUCCACGCCGCCGCCAAGCCCGCUGACGCCGCGGACGCCAACACCGCCGCCGGCGGGGGUGGCGAGGACCUCAAGAACUGGGACGCGGAGUUCGUCAAGGUGGACCAGGCUACGCUCUUCGACCUCAUCCUGGCUGCCAACUAUCUGAACAUCAAGGGAUUGCUGGACCUGACCUGCCAGACGGUGGCUGACAUGAUCAAGGGCAAGACUCCGGAGGAGAUCCGCAAGACGUUCAACAUCAAGAACGACUUCACCCAAGAGGAGGAGGAUGAGAUCCGCAGGGAGAACCAGUGGGCCUUCGAGUGA